ACUUCCGGUUGAAUGGCAGCUUUGUAAAGUUGACAAAGUUGUCUUUCGUCAGAUAAAAUGGGGGAAUUUGCCAUUUACCAGACCUUACUUCUGCAUUAAAUGAUGCAUUAUAGUGAAAUCUAAAUUGUCUACAAAAACUGUCAUUUAAUAUUGUUGUCUUUGUAAUCAAAUUUUCUGUAAAGUUUAAUGUAGACGUGUCACUUAAUAUUUUGACAUUUGUUCCCGCCAUAUAUAACAAUGUUCAUCAAGCUGAUAUUGUUUCUUGUAUACAUUGUUAUACUAUUUCUGCUGACACGUAUACUUGAAACUUUAACAUGGAUUGAAAUGGGUAAUCUGUCACGCAGACUCCUUGACCCAAUGACCAUGUCUGUCAUGAAACUUAAGGCCUUGCUAGACCAAAGAGGGAUCAGUUAUGAAGGAGCAAUAGAGAAACAAGAGCUUGCUGAAUUAGUUGAAUCAUCAGGUGCCAUUGCAGAAGACACAAAGACAAAUAAGGAAGAAGAAAUUUCAACAGUUGCUGUAACAAAUUUUACAACCGGAAGUCUGUUUGAUGAACAUGUAGAGGAUGCUAAGGAUAGCAUUUGGUUGGUUUAUAUCAUACCAGAUCAAAGCCAUGUCAACUACUUAGCGGAUACCAGCUGGAAUAUCAUCAAACAAAAAAUGUCUAAAUUUGGUGUUAAUAUAGGAGUUUUUGAUUGUAGUUUAGACCCUAUGUAUUGUGCAAGAAGAGAUUGGUAUUAUACUUGUCUUAUACUUGGUCUCCCGGAAGAGUUUCAGACAAAAUCUAAAGUUACUUUGUUUCAAUAUACAGGACCAUUUAAAGUAAACAACAUCCAUUCAUGGAUAAAAGAAAGUAUCAGUAAGAAAGUGCACACAGUGAACAGUUUGAACUCAUACUCCAACAAUUGGAUGCAGUAUAUAACUUCUAGAGAUCCAUCAGAAGUUAGGGUCGUCAUGUUUUCCAAAUAUCCAUCCAUUCCACUAUUCUAUUCUUCGGUCAGUGUCAAGUUUCCAGGUCGUGUCAAAUUUGGUUUUGUUGAUAGCGGAAGUAAAAGUGGAAAAGAUAUUCUGUAUAAUAUUCAAUCAAUAAAACCUCCUACUUAUCUUAUAAUUACAAAUGAAUACAUUCUGGUUUAUGGGCAAAACUUUGGAGAAGAUCUUAAUUUUAAAUCCAUGGAAACUUAUUUGAAAACUUUAUAUCCUUGUGUCAAUGAUAUUUUUAUUUUGAGUUUAAUAAUAUGUAAUUGUGUAACACUAUUGGAAAUAAGUUUAGCACAGGGAACAUUUAUAAAGAGAUUGAUGAAGUUUAUCUGGUGUAUUGUAAAGAUUAAUAUGUGUCUGUUAUUAAUAUGGAUAGCUUUACUGACACUAUUACAACUUCCCUUAAUGCAUAACUUAACAGUUCUGUGUUUAAAAUUACUAAGAUUAUGUCGACUAUCAACAUUUGGAACACUUUUCUAUAAAGAUUAUUGUUUUUACUCCCGUCACUUUGUUUUUACUGAAAUAUUUUUUUGUUUAUAUCUUGUAACCGUUGGAUACAUACAAUACAAACGUAAAGGACCACUGGAAGAGGAAGAGGAUGUUGAAGCCGAUGAAUGGAACUUUUCAGAGUUUAGAACUUUAGAACAUUUAUUUAGUCCCACAGCAGGUUUGUUCAGAUCUGCUGGAAUCCCAGCAAUUGAUCCAGAAAGAGUUUAUAUGAGAGAUAUGCCUACCCUUAGACAGAUAUGUAGCGUCCCCGAUGAUUAUAUCACAAGAUUACCAAAAUGGCAAUUUAUAAUGGACAAAACAGUUGAAAAUCUUGGAAACAUUGACAUUAUUUCUAAGUCUGAAAAAACAUGUAAAUGUGUUUGUAAUUCAGAUCCCCCUGACAAAACAUUCAGUACACAAUCAUGUGAAAAGUGUAGAAAAUUACAAAAUGAAUGUAAUGAACCAAAAUCAUCUCCAUCAAUAAAAAAGAAACACUUACAUUUCGACAGACUGAAAAAUUCCGAUCCUACAACUACCGACCAAUCAGACACGGACCAAGAGAAAGAUACCAUGGAGGAUGAACAUUUACAUUUAGAAAAUAGUCAGUGUGUGAUAUGUCUGGAUGAUUACACAAAAGGUGUGUGGCUGUGUGGAUUACCAUGUGGUCACAGUUUUCAUCAAACAUGUAUACACAUAUGGUUAACACGGGACAAUCAUUAUUGUCCUGUCUGUAGAUGGACUUCCUACACACCUAAGCCAUCUUACAUACAUUUACAUUCAGAAUAGUUUGUUUGUGUUAUGUCCAAUUUUGGUCUAUCUCUGGAAAUAUUGUUGUAUUCAAGAAUAUACAUGUAGUGGAUUUUGUUUUGUUUUGAAUUUGUGUGAUCCAUUCUUGUAUCUACAUGAACAUGUAUACUGUAUAUUGAACAUACAUUUGAAAAUAAAAAUGAGGAGAUAAAUUUAAUUCUGGUAAAAAGAAAUUAAUUUGUUUUUGAUUUAAGACUUUCUUCCUGAAAAGGAAGAAAAACUAUCUCAAUAAGAAUAAAGAAACGCUUUAAAAAAAAUAUUAAGAAAAAAAUUGAUUAUGUCAGAGAAGUAUGAUCAAUUUUACAUAUUAUGAUUUAAAAAAUUAGGAAUCCUUUUCUGUGAUGUGAUAUUGGUUGUUAUUUUUAUGGAUGGUUAUUUUUUGUUAAAUCUAUGUCAACUAUACAUUGUACUACUUUGCUAAAAAUAUAGACAACAUGUUACACAAUUUAUCUUACAGAUACAAGAUGAUUGAAAAAACUAAAUAUAAGCAUUAAUAUUUGAAUUCAGUUUCUAUUUAAGGAUUUCAGUUCUAACAUUUUUGUCUUUCAAUGAUUUUACAGUUGUUUCUUUGUCUGUUUAGAUUAAAAGAAAUCAUUUAGGAUAAUAGUCAAUACAUAAAAAUUAUAUUUUAUUGAAGUUAAUUGUCAGUUUAUAUCAUUGUAAUGUUAUUUUUGAAAGUCCCAAUUUCAAGCGUUUCUUUUUCAUUAUUUGUUGAAUUUAUUUCAACAGUAAUUGUAUUACAUCUCUUCAAAAAGUUUUCAAUGAAAAAUAAAACUAAAAUGUGAACACUUGAAAAACAUGAUCUAUUUGACAGAAAUCUCUUGGCAUAGGACAAUUCUCUACUUAUAUACCUUUGUGUAUACAGUGCUGUUUUAGCUAUCUGAAGUUGUUAUUUUUUUUGUUUUAUUUAGUUUAUUUAAUUUUUUCUUAUAGAAUUGUUAUAUAAUUAUUUUUUUUUUCAUUAUUUGAAUCAUUAUACUUCUACUAUUAUAUACACACUAAUUAGUGCAUGGCUGAGCCAUAACUUAGUUUAUUGUUGUAGUAUCAGUACAAUGCAAGUCUUCCAUAUCUUUUUGCCAACUUUUAGAAAUGAUUAUAUUUAUCAACAUGUACAAUUAUCAGUGAGUAUAUAUUAUAGGUAUUUUAAAUAUAAUUUAUUAUUAUUUAAUUCUUGUUUCUCGAAAUUGUUUCCUGUUUUGUGCUAUUUCAGAAGUUUUAAGGUGGUAUGGGUGUCUUUCGCCAUCUUGGAUUGUAAAAAACAGAGAAUCUAAGGUCCAUAUUUUCUAUCAAGUUAGCAAAAUUUGAUGCAGGAAUGCAAUAUUUAAUGUGAAUUUUCAUUUAAAAGAACCAAUUUAUAAGAAUAUAACUUAGAAAUAUUAAAUUUUUAGAAGUGUAGAUUAUUUUUGGUUGUUUUUUUUAAUAUUUUCAAAUUGGCAUUUUAAGGGGAGGUAACUCUAAAACAGUGCAUUUUCUGAAGGACUCUACAUGAAAUUUUCCUAUUUUGUCUUUUAGCCGGAAAAAACUUAUGAUGACCCUAUCUUUUCUUUUGAUAUUCUAAAAGCAUUGUCUGAAAGCUAUCUUUUUCUAAUUUAUUAUACGAUUCUAUCAUUUUGUUUAGUUUCUAUUCACAAAAUGGUGCUUUUUCCUGUAUAAUCCAUACAAAAUUUGUCAUUUUGUCACAACCUGUAGCUUGUGAAAAUGCGCAGUGACCUAUCAUUUUUAUAACAUUUUUGAGCAUGUAUCAAUAGAUACUACAUUUUGACAAAGUAUGAACAAAUUCUAUCAUUUUUAUUUUAGACUCCCAUACCACCUUAAUAUUUUUAAAGCUGUUAAACUAAAUUUAACUUAAGUUCAGAACAUCAAAAGCAAAAAUUCCUUUGGUAGAUUAAAUUUUCAAAUAAUCACUAUGGUAAUCUUAUGGUUAAAUUAGUUUGGCAUUCAUUAUCACUGAACUAGUAUAUAUAUUUGUUUAGGGGCCAGUUGGAGGACGCCUCCGGGUGCAGGAAUUUCUCGUUACAUUGAAGACCUGUUGGUGACCUUCUGCUGUUGUUUUUUCUUUGGUCGGGUUGUUGUCUCUUUGAUAUAUUCCCCAUUUCCAUUCUAAAUUUUAUUGAAUAAUUAUUUACAUAUUCAUGAAUAGACGUAUUAUCUGCUCACUUGUUGACUACUUUUUCAAAAUUUGAAUUUUUUGCUAAGUUAAUCAUUGACCUAACCAUUCUAUUUUACACUUAUCCUCAUUUGGAGUAAGAAAGUGUUUUGAUUCUGUGGUUCUUGUUAAAAAAAUCACCAGAUAGCUUUUGGUUAGAAUGAUAGCAGUUUCUGGAGUUAGCUCCAUUUAAUUGUUAAUUGCUUGGACAUUUCAAUCACAUUAUAUCUUGAAUUAUAUAUUUUUCUACUGUAUCUGUUUAGUAUGUUUUUAAUGAGAUAAUAAAAAUUGAGAAUAGAAAUGGGGACUGGGUCAAAGAGCAGAGUAAGAUUUUAUGAAGGAAAAGUUAAUCAGAUCAGAAUAUCAUUUUAGUUUUGUUAAUGAAAUGAAUUACAAAUUUAGAAAUUAUAAGGUAUAUUAAUAUUUGACAGUAUGAAACAUGUAAAUGAUAUAGAAAACUGUUAUAUAAUGAUAGUUUAUAUGAAAAGUAACAACAAAUUAACAACAGUAUUCACUUGAAAUAAAAAACAGAGUAGCACUAAUUGUUAUCUAUAUGAUAUAUUUGAUGAAUAAAAUAUCACUAAUUGAUAA
Mytilus trossulus (common blue mussel) is the source of this 5014-nucleotide messenger RNA. Its product is annotated as E3 ubiquitin-protein ligase RNF103-like. The coding region runs from base 238 to 2256 and encodes 672 amino acids. The record is from RefSeq and is a predicted model, not a curated record. Gene Ontology annotation, cellular component: endoplasmic reticulum. Gene Ontology annotation, molecular function: ubiquitin-protein transferase activity. Lineage: Eukaryota; Metazoa; Mollusca; Bivalvia; Mytilida; Mytilidae. Gene Ontology annotation, biological process: protein ubiquitination. The transcript is spliced from 3 exons.